CUGCGAGGAGCACUUCUCACGCGAAAGUGGCGCCGAGCGGGGAUGGCGGAGAGUGCGGGGUACCCGGCCUUCCAGCUGGGGAAGCCCCGCUUCGAGCAGGGCUCGUUUUACGGCAGAUUGAGACACUUCCUGGACAUUAUUGACCCCCGCACACUCUUCGUCACAAAGAGUCGCCUCAAGGAAGCCGUGCAGCUGCUGGAAGACUACAAGCAGGGCUCGCUGCCCCCGGGAACCACCAACCAAGAGCUUUGGAGAGCGCAGAAAAUAAAACAGGCCAUCAUCCAUCCGGACACGAACGAGACCAUCUUCAUGCCUUUCCGAAUGUCAGGUUACAUUCCUUUUGGCACGCCUAUUGUUGUGGGUCUUCUGCUGCCAAACCAGACUCUGGCCUCCACCAUCUUCUGGCAGUGGUUGAACCAGAGCCACAACGCCUGUGUCAACUAUGCAAACCGGAACGCAACCAAGCCGUCUCCGACCUCCAAAUUCAUCCAGGGCUACCUGGGGGCCGUGGUCAGUGCCGUCUCCAUCGCGGUGGGCCUUAACAUUCUCAUCCAGCGAGCCAACCACUUCACGCCAGCCACCCGGAUCCUGAUCCAGAGAUUCGUGCCAUUCCCUGCCGUAGCAAGUGCCAACAUUUGCAACGUGGUCCUGAUGAGACACACCGAACUGGAGGAAGGGAUCGACGUCCUGGAUGGGGAAGGGAACGUCGUCGGAUCGUCCCGGAUCGCUGCCAGACAUGCCCUGCUGGAGACGGCGCUCACCAGAGUGGUCCUGCCGAUGCCCAUCCUGGUUCUGCCUCCCAUCAUCAUGUCCCUCCUGGAGAAGACGGCUUUUCUGCGCUCCCGACCUCGGCUGCUUCUCCCAGUCCAAAGCCUCGUGUGCCUUGCCGCCUUCGGCCUUGCCCUGCCUUUGGCCAUCAGCCUCUUCCCCCAGAUGUCCGAGAUCGAGACCGCCCGCUUGGAGCCAGACAUCGCUCAGGCCACCUCCAGCCUGACCGUCACCUACAACAAAGGGCUGUAAAGCUGAAGCCAGCCCAGCCCUCAGCACCCAAGACGGUGGCAGCGGCGGCAGCAGCAGCGGCGGCGGCGGCGGCAGCGGAGGCACAGAGAGGCGUGAAGGGAGGAGGGGGGCUGGUGGGGAGGGGGUGGAAUACAAUAGGAAGGAGAAGACGGCAAAGCUGUGGCUUGUAACAUCUUCCCUCCGUCAAGAACGGAGUGUAAAUUAGCACUUUCCCGAGACCCGGUAUCUCACGUUGGUCGAAAAGAUUAAUAUUUAAAGUUCUCAAUUAGCGACAGUAACAGCACAAAGAGAAGAAGGGGGUGGGGGGGGAAGGAAGGAGGCAGGAACUGUUGGUGAAGGGGGGAGGGGGCUGUUGGAAAGUCUGACUUCCUCUGGCUCUGCUGAGCUUCAGGCCAGCCUGGCAACCCACCCCUCAGAUGCCCAGAUGUUUGGGGGUGCAGCUUUCAGGAUCCCAGGCACCCAUGGCCGAGCAGGGAGGUGCAGUCCCAGAUAAUUUGGGGAGGGGGGGAGCAACUGCAGAACUAUGGGGAGGGGGACCGCCCUGCUCCUCCUUUCAGGCCGGAGGGCCAAGCUCCAACUCUUGAGUAGGCGGCUUUUCAGUCCUGGCUGGAGCUGUGAGGGUCACUUUUGAUCGUAAGCCCUUCUCAGGGCUUCCUUGCUCCUCCGCGCAGCCCCCAGGACCCCUUUCCCUUUUUCCUGAGCAGAGCCGCCUCCUGCUGCCCUCAGGAGGUGGGGCAUUGAACCCAGGAGCUCUUGGAGGGGCAGCUGGGGUCUUCCUUUCUGUGCUGUGAGGGCAGGGGGUUUUUUUUGGCUUGCAGACUCCCAUGGAGGGAGGGAACCUCCCUGCAGUGGCCCUUCCCAUGGGCCCUUCAAACCCAGGGCAGAGGAGGGCCUCUUUUUAUGGGGCCAGCUGUGGGACGGAGGCCAGGACAGGGCUCUUCCCUUCCCACUGCAUUCCACACACCCCACCCCCGGGAGGGUCUUGGGGUAGGGACAUAAGGGGGUGGGGAGGCAGCCAUACUGGGCGGGGGGGUGCAGGAUAUGGGGCAGCAGCAGCGAUCAGCCCUAGAGCCUUAGAGGUUGGGGGCCUCAAAGAGGCUGGUUCUAGCCCACUGAAAAUAGGCAGCCUGCUCACACACUCACCCAACCCCUGAAAUACUUUCUCUGGCUCCCUCCUGAAAGCCCCCAGCCCCCCCCUCCCCCUGCGUAUUAUGGCUCCUGCAGGUUCUCCACAGGCAGUGCUGGUUGCAGCUCUGGGAGCCCUUCGGAGAGGGGGUUUCUCUGAUCGACCCCUUCUUUUGGAGGUGGGGGGGCGGGCCGAGCUUUGCCUGCUGUUUUAAUUCUCACAGGACUGGCCAGCACUUCCUGCCUUCGUGGGAGCUGGAUGUGGCACAUUGGUGUCUGAGACCCACUGCCAAAGGCUGUAGGUUGGUAGAUUAGGAAAGAAAGAAAAGGAAGAGAAAGGAAAGAAAGGAAAAGAAAGAAAGAC
Messenger RNA from Pseudonaja textilis, 2509 nucleotides. It is a transcript of the gene SFXN5, whose product is annotated as sideroflexin 5. NCBI's taxonomy places the organism in Eukaryota, Metazoa, Chordata, Lepidosauria, Squamata, Elapidae. Gene Ontology annotation, molecular function: monoatomic ion transmembrane transporter activity; citrate transmembrane transporter activity. The record is from RefSeq and is a predicted model, not a curated record. Gene Ontology annotation, cellular component: mitochondrial inner membrane. Gene Ontology annotation, biological process: monoatomic ion transport; citrate transport; mitochondrial transmembrane transport.